AUGUCGUCGACUGCUGCGGCCGAGCCUACCCAGGCUGUCAAUUCAGCGUCCAAGAAGAAGAACAACAAAAAAAAGAAGAAUGCCAAUAAGAACAAGGAUCCUGCACCUUUGAGUAACGGGGAUGCGAAUCACGACGAGGAGCAUCAUGAUAUUGACGAAGAGUCGGACAUUGAUGCUGCCGAUAAUUCCAAGAAGCCGGAGCGAGACGGUAACGGUCACGCCGUAGAGCCAUCCAAUGCCAACGACGGAACGACGGACUCAGAUCCCACUGCGAAACUCGAAGCAAUGGGCAAGGAGCGGGAGGCGCUGCGCGCAGAAGUGGAACAGCUUCGCAAACAAUUAGAGAGCAUUCAGGAAACGCAUCAACAAGAAGUAUCGCAACUGAAAACCGACCUCGACGAAACCAACUCGGCCAAGGAGCACGCCGAAGAGCAAUACCAGACACUCCUCGGCCGAGUCGAGAAGAUCAAGGAGUCCCUUAGUGACAGGCUAAAGCGCGACAAGGCCGAGCUGCACGAGGCGAGAGAGCGUAUAGAAGAGCUGGAAACACAAAAUGAGCAGCUGCAAGGCUCGGCACAGUCCUCGGGCGAGGAUGUCGAGAAACUCAAGGAGGAGCUGCAGGACGCUAACAGGGAGCUGUCAACGCUGCGGAGUCGUAAUAAUUUGUCGGCGCACAACUGGCACAAGGAAAAGGAGGAGCUGACCAGGACGGUGCAGCACCUCAAGGAGGAGAUGGAGACGACGGCGAAUGCCAUGGGCGAGUGGGAGGUGCUGGCCAUGGAGGAACGCUCCAUCAAGGAGAACCUGGCGGAUAAAGUGGGUGAUCUCGAGGAGCAAAUUGCGACGCUGAAGCAAAACUACGAGACCGCUGCCGCGGAUCGGGACAGCCAAACUACGCUCGUGGAUAACUUGCAGAAUGCACUGAGAGAAAUUCAAGACGCCCGCAAGAAGGAGCUGCGAGAUAUGGUGGAAACGACGGAGUCGCAGCUCCAGGCGCAGAAGCAAUUGGCUCAACAGGCAGAGGUGCGAGCUACAGAAGCUGAAGAGGCCAAGAGUGAAAUGUCCAAGGAACUUGAGCGGACGGCACCGUUUGAGAAGGAGGUCAGGGAGAAGAAUUUGCUGAUUGGCAAGUUGAGACAUGAGGCGAUUGUUUUGAACGACCACUUGACCAAGGCGCUGCGGUAUCUGAAGAAGACGAAGCCAGAGGACAAUGUCGAUAGACAAGUGGUAACAAACCACCUCCUCCACUUUCUCACCCUCGAUCGUGGCGACGCCAAACGCUUUCAAGUCCUCCAAGUAAUGGCCGGCUACCUCAAUUGGACCGAUGAGCAACGCGAGCAAGCUGGUCUCGCUCGUCCCGGCGGCUCAGGCGGCAGCUUGCGAUUGCCCGCAUCCCCAUUCCACAGAACCCCGAGCUCACCUUCACUCAACGCCGACGUCUUCUCGGAACCUACCUCCGCCAAAGACAGGGAAUCUCUCGCGGAUCUAUGGGCGAAUUUCUUGGAGAGAAGCGCGCGGGAGGGCGCAGGUGAUGGGACGGCAAAGGAUUCCGGGUCCCGCAAGGCCAGUGUUAGCAGUACGACGACGGGGGCUGGGGCAGGAAAGCCGGACUCGGCGGCUUGA
Pochonia chlamydosporia 170 is the source of this 1623-nucleotide messenger RNA. Its product is annotated as golgi matrix protein. Gene Ontology annotation, biological process: Golgi organization; endoplasmic reticulum to Golgi vesicle-mediated transport. Bases 1 to 1623 code for a protein of 540 amino acids. NCBI's taxonomy places the organism in Eukaryota, Fungi, Ascomycota, Sordariomycetes, Hypocreales, Clavicipitaceae. Gene Ontology annotation, cellular component: Golgi apparatus. The record is from RefSeq and is a predicted model, not a curated record. Gene Ontology annotation, molecular function: small GTPase binding. The transcript has 4 exons.